Molecule: messenger RNA, 1149 nt
Organism: Strongylocentrotus purpuratus (purple sea urchin)
Lineage: Eukaryota; Metazoa; Echinodermata; Echinoidea; Camarodonta; Strongylocentrotidae
Product: laminin subunit alpha-1-like
Exons: 8
Coding region: 15-1124 (369 amino acids)
Source: RefSeq, a predicted model, not a curated record
UCUUAUCGAUAGAGAUGGAGGCCGGACGACUUGCGAUCAAGCAUGAUCUGGGAGAAGGGGUCGGUAUCCUCGUCUCUCAAACCAAGAUCAAUACUGGAGAAUGGCAUGCAGUCAGCAUUAACAGGGUCAGGCAAAUGAACAACCUCUUCAUCAAUGGGGUCAGCGAGGGCAUGGCCAAGUCACCAGGGUCGGAGGUCAAUCUUCAGGUCACUGGGGUCGACUUUGUCCAUGUUGGAGGUGUUCCAUCAGAGUUUACAAUAUUCCGCAACGUGACCAGUCAGAAGUUCCGAGGAUGCCUUCGCAAAUUCUUCCUCUUCCGCUCAGGUUAUCCCCUGGUCAAUCCCGGCAGCUCGUUUGGGGUCACACAUGGUUGUAUUGAACAGACUCAGCGCCGUGUAGGCAUGUCUGGUUAUGGCUAUGUGGCGUUUCCACCCAUCCCUCUAUCAAGGGAGACUGAUAUUACCGUGACCUUCACGACCUUGAUGCCAAAUGCUACCAUUCUAGCAGCGGGGGAGGCCCAGGGAAGGAGACGGAGGGACGUGGAUCCAGAUGCAACUGAUAUCUUCUAUGCUAUUGGGCUGCUGAAUGGACGUAUCAUCGUCCAGAUUAACAACGGUCAAGGAAGAUUGACCCUGAAGUCCAGGAGAGGGGACAGUCCAUACAAUGAUGGUUCUGCUCACAAUGUUGUCCUGGUCAAGAAAGAUAAGAGGGUGAAUCUGAUCGUGGACGAUCGUCGCGUUGAUACGGGUCGUCUAUCUGGUACAGAGCUCUACAUCAAUGCCAUGUCACCCUUCUACAUAGGAUCAACGGGAAACCUCACGCUCAGUCCAGAGUUCUCUUCAUUACCAAGCUUCUCAGGGUGUAUCGAGAACCUCAUUGUCAUGAAAGAAUUGCUUGGAUUUGAGAAAGCAGCCAGCUUUGAAAACGUAACGAUUGGAAUGUGUGGACCUCUAACAAUACCUCAGCCUGUGUUACCUACCACGCCCAUACCACCGGAAGAGCUAGAGACGCUGUGCUACAACCCUGGGACUCCCUCCAUGGCCAACACAGCUGGAAGGUUCGGUAGCGUAGCAGGCAGUCACCUGGCCUUUGAAAUCGACCCUCAGGAAGUCGCAAAAGUGUAAGUCAAAAAAUCUUCUGUACUCAAUU